AUGUUCCGCAAGCCAAGAAAGUUUGCAUCCUUGGAAGAUGUCAAUAUGAUACAGCACCCGCAACAACACAGAGACGCAAUGGGGUCGCAUUCUUUACAGCAAGAAAUACAGCCUACAGACAAACCAUCAACUACACUUGUAUCACCAUCACAAACUGUUAAUACAGAGAAAACUAUGUCUCCACUACGAUUGAAACGUGAUAGGCCACUAAGCUCAUACACCGAUGACGAAAACGAAGACAACUUGAACUUUUUAGUUGAGGAUAAGGAAAACAUUAAUUUAACAGUCAAGCAGGGUAUUAAACCAUCGCUGUUUAUACCACACAGCAGCGUCAAUAAUAUUGAUGAUAAUGACCCUUAUCACCAUCUCACCAACAACCACCACCACCACCACCACAACAACAACAACAACAACAUAAGUACCAACUACCAAGACAAAUUAUUACUUCCCAACACGUCUUUGACCUCGCGCAGACGCUUUCUACAAAAAAAGUCGUCCAUUACAUCGUUAUCACUCGGGAAUGUGCAUAAUUCAAACAACCUUACCAAUACACCAUUGAGAUCACUCUCUUCUUCAGUACGACAAAAAACAAAACAACUCACUAGAUCAAUGACAGAGGUUGUUUCCAAAUCGUCACUGACAAUUUUUUCUAAUCUACACAUGGUUGCAAAGACCGUCGACUCAGGGAAUAAUACAAACAGCGAUACUGAUGAUGAUACUGAUAAUAAUAAUAAUAAUAAUAAUAAUAAUAAUAAUAAUAAUAGUGAAGAACAUAAUACGCUAGUAUUUGGGGAUAUAGACGAAGCAGAUGAAUAUGGAAUUUCAAAAGGAGAUGGAAACGAAUAUAGAAACGGAAACAAAAAUGACGAGGAAGUACAAGACGACGAAAAAGAAGCAGAACAAGAAGAAGAAGAAGAAGAAGAUGAAGAUGAUGAUGAAACCGAUUAUGAUGGGGAUGAUACUUUUGACACAAUCAAUAUAGCGUCUCCAAUUCAACGCAAACCCAGCCAACAAGCAUUACGUAUGAAAUCAACUUCAUCUUUCCACACACAACGACUACAAAACACAUCCAACUCACCAACCAGGAAUAAUCCUGCCAAAAUGGGUAUCCAGAAUCCAAGAACUAGCAUGAGACGAUUUCAUUCGGUAUGCCAAACACAACAAGAAAUUGAAAAUUUUAAACUCCAAGAGGAUAAUUCCCACCUCAAGAAUACCAACAUAAAAACAUUUACAAUUGAGUCAGAUGUUUUGCCUCGGAUCAACGGAGAGCAAAUGUACAAAAUACUUUCUGGGCAACAUUCGACAGAUUUUGACGAGUACAUUAUCAUUGAUUGUCGAUUUGAUUACGAAUAUGAGGGAGGCCAUUUAAUUAAUGCCAAGAACAUCUCAACUAAGGAGGCGCUAGAACAGAAAAUGUUUCCAAACGGAAACAAUUUUACAGUAUCAUCAAAAUUCACUUCUUCCGCUUCUCAAUCUUUUAAGAAAAAACAAUUGAUCAUAUUCCAUUGUGAAUUUUCCAUUUUUCGAGGCCCACUAAUGGCAAAGCACUUGCGUAAAUGCGAUCGCACAUUAAACCAAAACUCAUAUCCACUCUUAACUUACCCCGAUGUCGUUAUACUCGAGGGUGGCUACAAGUCGUUUUACACAAGAUACCAAGGUGAAUUUUGCGAACCGCGUAAUUAUGUCGAGAUGAAAGAUUUGGCAUAUGGAAAGAAGUGUGAAACGAGCAUGCACAAGGUGAGAAAGGAUAGCAAAUUUCUUACUCGGGCCAAAUCAUUUAAUCAAUUCAGUAUGGGCGAUAAUGGUCGUGGUCACAACUCUGCUGCUUCGUUCUCGCUAUUGUCCUCCUCGCUGGAAAUCUGGGGAGGCGGAAGCAACAGCAGAGUGGAUGGACAUCCCUCACAUGGAAGGUCGAAUUCAUAUUCGAAUUCGAAAAUCAUCAAGAGACAAAAAUCAUGGAAAGUGGGUGGUGCAAGUGCAAACACAAGUGCAAGUGCAAGUGCAAGUGCAAGUGCAAGUACUGGUGUUGGUACUGGUGUUGGUAAUGGUUCCAAUGUGUGUGGGAAUGGAAUUGGGAAACUGCUGUCACCAUUUACUUCUCAAUUUAAUAGCCGACUAGCACGAGCAAACACAUUUUCUUUUGACCAGCCAAUGUGCAGCACUAGCUCAAACCCAUUUGUCUCCUCGCCAAUGAGCUCUCCAAACAUGCCUAACUUUAGCUUGAGUUCUGAAUCACUAACACCACCCAAACCUUCAAAUGCACACAACUCUACCAGUGUGAACAGUCCUAAUGGUACAGACAAUUUUUCUAGCCUCAAUGCGCUUACUGCUUCUGCUAAUAGCACCUCGAGCCUCAAGUUUAACCCAUUUCAGCCGCCACAAACUUCAUUCCGCCAACAUUCAUCAACGUCGAUCUUUUCACAUCGCAAAUCUGUAUCAUCUACGGUAUCAGUCUCAUCUUCUUCUGCCGUAUCGCUUGUCUCGUCACCUGCAAUGUCGUCAUUGCAGUCAGGAUUUAACUCCGGUUACAACUCCGGAUACAAUUCAACAGAUAGCUUAGCUUUGGACAACGAUACACUGGAUAGUGACACGGCGCCUACUAACUUCACACACGAGAAUGAAUAUUUUGAGAGGGCAAAACCCAAUAGAGCAAAACAAUCCACCAAUAUCAAUAACCAUGGCUGCUCCAAUGGACUUUCCAAUGCAAGUGCUCCUAAUCCGUUGUCGUUAUCUUUGAAAGCAGGAAAAACAUCAAAUUUCCAAUUUCCCAAAAGGAGAUCCCAAUUAAGUCUUGCUCCAACAAACAUUACCAUGUCCAAUCUUCACUAUACAGCGCCACCACUAGUAUCGUCUCCGCUCACUUAUCAGGAUGAAUAUUCUAUGAAUCUCACUUUAAAUUCAAGUGGUGGGGUUGGAGCUAGUGGAAAUAUAGGGGAAGGAGCAUUUACUAUUAGAGGAGAAGGGAAAGCUCUAGGGGGCAUUAUCGACCCAAUCAAUGAGACACCAUUGGAUGUUGAUAUACCUGUACUCUGCGAAGAAAGUGAAGGUGAAAAGGAUGAAUGA
Molecule: messenger RNA, 3063 nt
Organism: Lodderomyces elongisporus
Lineage: Eukaryota; Fungi; Ascomycota; Pichiomycetes; Serinales; Debaryomycetaceae
Gene: MIH1
Product: putative tyrosine protein phosphatase
Exons: 3
Coding region: 1-3063 (1020 amino acids)
Biological process (GO): protein dephosphorylation; positive regulation of G2/M transition of mitotic cell cycle; G2/M transition of mitotic cell cycle
Cellular component (GO): nucleus; cytoplasm
Molecular function (GO): protein tyrosine phosphatase activity
Source: RefSeq, a predicted model, not a curated record